This is a messenger RNA of Mycena citricolor, 324 nucleotides long. Lineage: Eukaryota; Fungi; Basidiomycota; Agaricomycetes; Agaricales; Mycenaceae. The record is from the annotation of a GenBank genome assembly.
GUUCUCGUAGAUUGUCUCUGGAGACCCGUCGGCAAGGGGAUAACGGGACUCGGGACCUCGGGCGGGUACAUCAUCGAUGUACGGGAUCGUGAAUUCAGGGAUUUCGGGCUGAAGUAUAACAGUGACGUCGUCAUGGAAUAUCGGGACCGAAUUGGACCACCCCAUAGGCAAGGUCGUAAGCCGCUGCGCUCCAAAGGGGGUCUGGAACGUGAGAUCGAGGAUACCGCCACAUGCACGUCCUGCAAACUGCUCGGCCAGCUGAUCUGUCAACGGUGGCACGCCAGAGUGCUGAAUGGUAACGGCGUUGAGCGGCUCGAGGCUGUG